This is a messenger RNA of Drosophila ficusphila, 498 nucleotides long. RefSeq lists its product as uncharacterized. Lineage: Eukaryota; Metazoa; Arthropoda; Insecta; Diptera; Drosophilidae. The transcript is spliced from 4 exons. The coding region runs from base 1 to 498 and encodes 165 amino acids. The record is from RefSeq and is a predicted model, not a curated record.
AUGAAUUUCUGGGGAAAGAGCAGUCGGGCAACGAAAUUUACCAACGUGAAAUGUACUAGUUUCGCCAAAGAAUUUGCCGAUUUCGAAUACUGUUACCUGAAGUCAAUAAAUCGGAGCUACAAAUAUGUUUCCAUAAGGUUAAAUUUGUUCAAAACACCAGUUACUAAAGUGAAGUUCAACGGAGCACUUUAUAAAAGGUACAAUGGCUAUAGACCAUUCAUGUACAACAUCACUGUGGAUGCCUGCAGAUUUCUGAAAGAUCCCACCUCGAACCCUGUCAUAAAUUACUUGUUUGAAUUUAGUCAAGGCUAUUCAAACAUCAAUGGGACAUGUCCCAUCAACCAUGACAUAAUAAUAGACAAGCUUCCGAACGGGUUUGUAUUCAAUCGAAUCACAAAGGUACUGCCUUUUCCCGAGGGCGAUUACAAGUUGGCAACCCACUGGAUUGCCUACGAUACGUACAAAGCUGAGGUUUCAAUUUACGGAAGUCUUACUUAA